GACAAAGGGGGAAACAGUUAAAUUUGUCUGCCGGUGGUUUACUUUUCCUCAAAUGUGCAAUGGCGCGCAUUUUCAUCAUCUUUCUUGCCAUUCCCUCUCUAUUUCUGCAUUUCUAUUGCGUCGACGCCUCAAGUAUUCAAGGCAUUCGUAACAACUGGGAUGAAAUUGUGGUGGGUAGAGAGCAUCGAGCCACCACCUUAGAGUGCAUCCAUACGGAAGUGAGGGCCGGCGUGAAAAUCAUCUGGAUGGCCAAAGCCUUCGGUGCGGACGACUGGAAACUGGUCCUCUCUGCCAGUGAGUUGGAGGAGUUCUCAGGCAGUGCCGCUAAGCCUUCCAUGCGCCUGGCUGACCCCAACUUUCUAGACACGGGCAAUUUCUCGCUGCUCCUUCAACCCUUCUUGGAUGACGCUGGCUUCUACAUGUGCUUGAUAGAGCAGGUCGGGAAGAAAAUCAAGGAGAAGAUCAUCCUUUUAGCUAUCAUCACCGUCUCCAGCAUCCCUGCAUCACCUAUCCCUCGGAAGAGCACCCUGCGUCUGAUGGCCAACAUCAUACCAGAGGUCAUCACCAGCGUUAUCUCUUGGGAAUCACCAGACCGCACCUCUUUAAAGACCGUGUUGAAGCCCAACUCGGGGUUUGUGACCAAACUUCCCCAGGUCACGGACAACGAUGCCGGCUCUUACAAGUGUACGGUUCAUCUCCAUGGGAUGGACAACGCCACAAAGUUCACAUUUGCCUUGGACAUCACCGUUAAUGCUGUCAGUGAGGCCUCCUUCACCAGGAUCCAGCAUGGCCCUCCCACCUUCAAAGGCAUUCAAGCCGGGACAUCCUUUCACCUGACCUGUCCCGAUAUCCGAGGGGACUAUGUCUUCCUCAACUGGCAAGACCCCAAGACGAGCAAGUUCAAGCUGUUGUACACACAUGAUUCUUGGAGGGGCAAGACGUGGAUCAAUCCAGAAAGCCAUGACCUCCAGCUGGCCGGCACACCCUCCAACCCUGAGGCAGGCAGCUUCUCAUUCAUCCACACACCGGGCCUCAAAGACGGAGGCGUCUACAUCUGUGAUGUGCUUUCCAAUGACAGUAUAUUAAGCCAGAGGACCCUGCUGAUCGUUUUGAAAGUUAUGGGCCUGCAUUUAGGUACCAAGUUGCAGUUGGAGUGCCUGUACAACGAGGCUUCUCAGGUCCAAUAUGCCAAGUGGGAGUACCAGAAUAAGAGUCGGCUGUUACGGUCGAAGAGCAGCAGGCCCGGCAAUGUUACGACCACUUUGCCCUUACCCGUCACAACCGACAUGGAGGGCAACUACACGUGCACCUUACAAUUUAAAAACGGCCAGACUAUCAGCGCCAGGCAUUCCGUCAAAAAGCAAGAGAUCGUCCCUGUGCCCUCUUCUUCCCUCCACCUCCUCCUCCUGACUUUAUUACUUCUGGUGCUCCUGGUUGCCGCCGCCACGGCUGUGUUGCUAUGGCGACAGAAGCGCAUCUCCCGCCGAGGUAUUGAGCAGUCUUUGUCCGUUCAUUCAGGCGAGACGGAGAACAUCUACGAGAAUCCCGAAGAUGUCAGACAGGCUCUUCCACCGGGGUCAGUCUAUAUGGAUUUAAAGCCAAGACAAGUUGACGUUUACAAGGAACUAGAGCGCUAAGCACAUAGAAGCAUCACCUGUGUCUGUCUGUUUGUGCGUGCUAUGUCGUGCAAUGUGUUUUUGGAGCAUCUGCCUGGUACUCUCCUUGCAGAGCCUGCACAUAACGGUGACACUGUGGCACGAUAUCACUUCACGCUCUGACAGGAAACGCUUGGCCGACUAUGUUGCUGUUUGUGUUGCGUGGGCUGUCUCUACGUGUAUGUGUGUUGAAAGGUGAAUAACAUCCCUUUUUUGUGUUGUGUUGUUCUUUACGCCGCCCUUUUCAACGCCAGAACUGAUCACCCACACGCACGAGUCGCCCUCAUGCUGCUGUCACAUCUGCUUGCCUGUGUGCAGCAGUGGGGGGCUCUUUUAUUAGGAGCACAGCAAUUGGGGGUUAUAAUUGGCCCUUGGAAGACUUGGAAAUGGUACUCAAGUGUGUAAAUGUUCUCAAGAAUGAUGCUUAUUCUUUUGUUUGUCAUUAUGGAAUUAAAGGAGAUGAAGAGGUUUAUUUAAGCAGAAGUGUACUGGAUGUUAAGGGAGUUGUACAUAAAAUUGUU
Molecule: messenger RNA, 2176 nt
Organism: Corythoichthys intestinalis (scribbled pipefish)
Lineage: Eukaryota; Metazoa; Chordata; Actinopteri; Syngnathiformes; Syngnathidae
Gene: g6fl
Product: g6f-like
Exons: 10
Coding region: 60-1637 (525 amino acids)
Biological process (GO): T cell activation; interleukin-15-mediated signaling pathway; positive regulation of ERK1 and ERK2 cascade
Cellular component (GO): external side of plasma membrane; membrane raft
Molecular function (GO): MHC class II protein binding; protein tyrosine kinase binding
Source: RefSeq, a predicted model, not a curated record